AUGCCUCACUUCGAGUCUCCUGUCCAUGAGGACAGCAUGCUAGAACCUAUCGCCAUCGUCGGCAUGGCAUGUCGGCUUCCCGGUGCAGUCGACUCAGCGCACUCGCUAUGGGAAGUACUGAAGGAAAAGCGGUCGAUGCAAACUCCAAAGGUGCCUGCAUCGAGAUUCAACAUCGACGCGUACCUCCAUGAAAGAUUAGAUCGACCGGGAUCUUUCAAUGUAUCCGGUGGAUAUUUCUUGAAUGGAAAUGCCGAGGAUUUUGAUCCGUCAUUUUUCAAUAUGACCCCCAUCGAAGCAAUGUGGUUGGAUCCGCAGCAGCGCAAAAUGCUGGAAGUUACUUAUGAAUGUCUUGAGUCAGCAGGCUGUACGCUUGAAGACGUCAAAGGCUCCAACACUGCUGUUUUUGUAGGCAGCUUCACCAGUGACUACCAACAAAUGAGUACCAAAGAUGGCGACUUUCGGCACAACUAUGCUGCUACUGGUGUUGAUCCAGGCUUGAUCAGUGCUCGGAUAGGAAAUACCUUUGAUCUCAACGGGCCCUCUUUCACUAUCAACACAGCAUGUUCAUCUUCCAUAUAUGCUAUCCAUAAUGCAUGCCACGCCCUUCGCACUCGUGAUGCUAGCGCGGCCAUUGCUGGAGGCGUCAACCUUAUUUUGACUGUUGACCAACACAUGAACACGGCGAAACUUGGCAUCCUGUCUCCAACAUCAACUUGUCACACCUUUGACGCUUCUGCAGAUGGUUAUGGCCGUGCCGAAGGUGCUGGUGCAUUGUAUCUGAAACGACUUUCUGAUGCAAUUCGUGAUGGUGAUCCAGUGCGCGGUGUUAUCCGUUCUUCAGCUGUUAACACAAAUGGCAAGGUAGCUGGAAUGGGAAUCACACACCCCAGCAAGGCCGGCCAAGAACGUGUCGUGCGACAAGCCUAUGCCCGUUCUGGGCUGGAUCCUUUGCGUACGGCGUAUGUUGAGUGCCAUGGAACUGGUACUCCAGUAGGCGAUCCUAUUGAGGCCCAUGCUAUUGGGCGUGCAAUGAAUGAUGUCCGUCCUUCCGAUAAGCCAUUGCUAAUCGGCGCAAUAAAAGCCAAUAUUGGACACAGCGAGGCUGCAAGUGGGAUCUUUGCGGUGAUGAAAGCUGCCCUGAUGACUGAAGAAGGAGUAAUUCCCGGUGUAGCAGGGCUGCAGAACCUCAAUCCAGCAAUUCUUGAGGAGGAAUGGAACAUCAAGGUGAAUGCAGAGACAACCCCGUGGCCAGCGGGCUUCUCGGAAAGACGAGUGGGUGUCUCUUCCUUUGGUUAUGGUGGUACAAAUGGCCAUGUAAUUGUCGAGGCUGUCGACGCUUUGCAUCCGCUAUAUAGCCAUGGGCGCAAGCGCAGGGACGAUCCGCAAAAAGCGACGCGACCCUUUCUCCUGCCGUUUUCUGCACAUGAUAGGCCCACACUCGAGCGUAACGUCGCUGCACACGCGAAAGUCGCUCCCGAAUAUCACUUGGCAGACCUUGCUUAUACACUAGGGGUCCGCCGGUCAAAAUUUGCGACUCGUGGUUUCACCGUCGCUACUGAGCCUCUAUGUCCCGAGGAUCUUGCUAUCUCUGCGUUCACGAUUGGCUCUGCACCUCGCAGCCAGAAAGACGUCGCAUUUAUCUUCACCGGUCAGGGAGCUCAGUGGUCCGGCCUCGGUGCCAAGGCAAUGCAGACUUUCCCUGAAUUCCGGUCUACCAUCGAUGCAUUGGACACUAUCCUACAACGUCUGGAUGCAGCUAUCCGCCCAACUUGGAGCCUCAAGUCUGUACUGAUGGCCUCUGCUGAUGCACCCAAUAUCAACGAUGCCAAUGUAGCCCAACCCGUUUGUACUGCUGUCCAGAUAGCUAUUAUCGACCUAUUUGCCACAUGGGGAAUAACCCCUACAGCUACUGUCGGACAUUCGUCUGGUGAGAUUGCCGCUGCCUAUGCUGCUGGGUUACUAGCUGCACCCGAAGCCAUGGUCGCCGCCUUCCUCCGAGGAUAUGCUGUCAGCCAUAAUGCACCUGCGGGAUCUAUGUUAGCCGUCGGUUUGGGACUCGUUGGCUUUGAGAAAUACGCGGGCUUACUUAGUGAUAACCUCGUUAUUGCCUGCCAGAACUCUCCUGAGAGUUUGACAUUGAGUGGAACCCAGGAAGCUGUAGCAGAUGCUAAGAGUGUCUUGUCGAAGGACGGCAUAUUUGCUCGUGAACUUCCAACUGGAAAAGCAUACCAUUCGCCCCAGAUGAAUGACGUUGCCACCAUAUACGACACUUUACUCAUUCAAGCAGUGCAAGGCCUAAGUGGCCAAAGUCUCAAAUGGCGACGCCCACGCGCGAGGUGGUUCUCUUCAGUGACUGGUACCGAGUACAUUGGGCAAAUUGUUCCUGCAUCAUACUGGAGCGCCAACCUUCGGAACCGCGUGCUCUUUGACGAAGCCGUUGCUUGCUUGGCGGCUGCACCAGGCUUAGAGCAAGUUGCAAUUGCAAUCGAGAUUGGUCCCCAUUCAGCUCUUGCUGGCCCUUUCAAGCAGAUUUGCAGAGCAAACAACCUCGAUCGAUUUACUUACAUAGCCACUUUAGUACGCGAGAAAGAUAGUGCAGUCCAAUUGCUGAAGACCGCCGGUGCACUAUUCAUUCAAGAUUAUCCGGUUGACCUUGAGGAGGUCAACUCAGUCCCCGCAACCACUGGCAACAUGAAGAACAAAACAAAGCCCCUCCUCCUUGUUGACCUUCCUCCGUACCAAUGGAAUUACGAAAAAAGGUUCUGGACAGAGCCUCGUCUCAGUCAUGAACAGCGAAAUCUGACAUCACCGCGUCAUGAUCUACUUGGCAGCAAAAUUGUUGGUUUGUCGAAGCGCUCACUUGCCUGGAGAAAUGUUCUGCGACACGUAGAUCUGCCGUGGCUCAAGGACCACACCCUCGGGCGAGAAGUUGUUUUCCCAGCUGCCGCGCAUUUGUCCAUGUCGGCGGAGGCUCUUCGGCAGGUGUGCGACCAAGAAGGAAUCGAGAUUCAUAGUGUGACCUUCCGCGAUGUACAACUUAUGACAGCUUUGAUAAUCCCCGAUAUUGACGACGGUAUCGAGGUGCAGCUUCGUCUCAACAAAAUGGACGAAGACGGACUCUGGUACACGUUUACCGUCGAGUCCUUCGUGGAAGGGGAGUGGAGCCUCCAUUCGACGGGUUCUAUCGCGGCCAAUUACGUCGAAGCGGCCCAACAUGAACAUCCCGUUGACCAAAUGAAGCUAACGCAGCGCGUACCUGGCAAGACAUGGUAUAACGCUUUCGACAGGGUUGGCUUCGAGUAUGGAUCGUCCUUUCAACCCCUGAGCAACAUCCGAACCAACGGUAAAUAUCAUCAUGCGGCUGCCGAUGUCAAGGUGGACACUGAGAGCGGACUCGUCGUCGGCGAGUCACGGUAUUUGCUGCAUCCAUCAACGAUUGACGGCUGUCUUCAGCUGAUUAUCAUUUCCAUCAAUUCAGGCAUGCACGCAGAGAUGGCUCAUGGCGUGGUUCCAAUCAAGAUCGAGGAGCUUACAGUGUGGCAUGCGAAGGAGGCAAAUAAAACGACUGGAAAAUCCGUUGCAUGGACCGACCGGCUAGACGGUCGCUACUUCAACACGCAUACAAAAUUGUUUUCGGGGAGCGGAGACAUGUUGUUGGACGUCAAGAACCUUCUUUGUGUCUCGUAUGAAGCAGCUGUUCCACAGACAAGUACACCAGAACGCCCACGCGAGCCAUACAUGAAGGCCAUAUAUAAACCAGAUAUCGCCACCCUGACUACCCAGCAAGCACUUCAAGCAUAUCCCUCCAUUCAAUCAGAGGAAGAUUCUAUUGCUGCAAUCGUGGAGCUGCUUCAUUACAAGAAGCCUAUUUCUAGUGCUCUUUUGCUUGGCCAGCCCGAUUCAAAUACCCUACGGGCAGUUUUGAAACAAGUCCCUUCCUCCACAAAAUUGAUUCUCGCAGGCUUGUCAGAAGAGAAUAUAACAGAUCUCACUACGGGUAUUGAUAUUUCCAACAUUUCUACCAUAACGUCCACGGAAGGCUUGUUUGGGUACGGCGAGCAAACACCCGAUCCUCAGGACCUCGUCAUAGUAGGAAAAGACGCGUGGAGUCAUGCUACUAAACAGCAACUUCUGGACGAAGUUGCCGCCCUUACUGUAAAAGGUGGUAAGGUCAUCUUUUCCGUUCACAGUCAGGUUGGAGAAGAUAUUGCUGGUACCAUCUCUCACCAUGGAUUCUCUGCCCCUGAGCUUCUAUUUCCGCUCCCAGAAGUGACGAUUAUGUCCACUACCCAAGUUCAAAAUGAGUCAGAUGGAGCUACACCCUCACAACAGAGUGUAAUAAUGCUGAUCUCGGACGAGACUGAGAAGUCAUCAUAUUCCGCUUUCGCGGCCGUGCUCCAAGAUCGUGGCUGCAACGUCGAAUUCGGUCAUUUGGGCGAGAAUGCCCUUGUGAGAAAAGACGCAGAGGCUACAUAUAUAAUAUAUGAUGUCAUGGGUAGCCUGCUUUCAUCACUCACAGAGGAUAUUUUCGGAAAAUUGAAGACAGUCUUGACUGGAAGUAAUCCCGUUAUCUGGUUAACCACAGGUGUAAACGAGGGAUCAUGCGUUUCCGGUGGUAUGAGCCAAGGUCUUCUGCGAGCUAUUCGAUCCGAGCAUGCUUCAGCAAGGAUAUUGCUAUUGGACGCCAAUAUAACAGAAGAUUUCACGUCAAUCGGAGAUGCAGUCUUUGGCCAGCUGGGACACAUAGCUACAAAAGAUUCAGGUGCCGAUACCGAAUAUUGGCUCCAGAACGGUAUCCUCACGAUUCCUCGUGUGGUACCGAAUGAAUCAUUAAACACGCACUUCACUGCUAACACCGCCGCACCACAGUUGGGCACCCUGACUUCUGACAAAGCAUUGUCUGGUAAAGUGGGGAAUGGGGAACUUGUUUUCAAAUCAAAGCAGUCGAGCGACCUGGCCGAAUUUGAUGUCAAAGUCCAGAUUAAUUACGCCACUGUCAGGAAAGCUGACCUCCAUGGCCCCACCAGCGAUAUCUCUAUUGUCGCGGGACCCAUUAGUGCCGUUGGCGGGAAACUUGACAAAACCUUCAUUGGUCAAAAUGCUGUCGCGUAUGCUGAGAGUCCAUUUGGCACUGAAUUAACGGCUUCGGUAACAGUGGGAGCUUUCUAUUCGGAUUUUGAAGAAACUGCGCUGCUCGCAACACUUCCAAAUCUCGCAGAGGCCAUUCAUUCCGUGCUAGAUGUCGGAAAGAUCCAAGCCAACGAUCGUGUUGUACUGCUCCCUGCGCCGCAUGAAUUUGUGAUUGCCGUAGCUGAACUCAAACAAGUUCUGGGAUUCCAGCUCACUGUCAUCGUGGGGUCGGAGGUGGAGAAGGAGAACCUCAUGCGCCAAACAACUCUAACCUCUAGUGAGUUGUUGCUCAGCCUGGGUGCUAAGCCUUCUCAAUUACUGGAGAAUAUCGAUCUAGUCAUUUGCCAUGAUUUCUCACGUUUGGGUCAGGAAGUCUGGCGAGCCAUGCCGGCCGCUAGUCGCUUCGUUCUUCACAACGCUGUGGUUGAAGGGAGUCUAGAUGGGUUGCCCUUUUCGAAAGGCGUCUCAUUUUUCUUGAGUGGCGUUCGUAAUCUGUACAAAACUCGUCCACACGUCUUAGGCGAUCUCCUCACUCGGACUAUGAGCUUCAUGAAAGAACACAAUAUUAUUCGGAAGCCUAACGUCUAUGAUAUUGAUUCACUAAAAGACUUGACCCAAGUUCUUGGUCAAGGGAGCAUGGAAAAUGCUGUGCUCAAGUACGAUUAUGGUCAUAGUUCUGUAAAGAUUCAGCCAUUGGGAGACAUGAUCGAGUUCUUGCCCGAUGUUGCAUACUUCCUUGUUGGUUGCCUUGGCGGUUUAGGGCGUAGCCUCACCACAUUUAUGUUGGAACGUGGGGCCCGAGAUUUUGUCUUUCUCUCACGUUCUGGUGCUGAUAAGCCGGAAGCUGCUGCUCUCGUCGAGUCGAUCCAGAAGGCCGGGGCCAAGGUGCAGGUUUUCCGCGGUGAUGCUGGAAUUCAGGCAGAUGUUGACCGUGCCGUCAGUGAAGUGACUGCAACUCGCCAUAUUAGGGGUGUGAUACACGCUGCUAUGGUUUUGCAGGACGGAAUGUUUGAAAACAUGACCUUCAGUCAAUUCCAAGUAGCACUCAAGCCCAAGGUUAAUAGUGCAGUGACUCUUCACAAGGCCUUUGAGAACGUACCACUCGACUUUUUCGUUAUGACAAGUUCCAUUUCGGCAACCAUGGGCAAUCCAGGCCAAGCCAACUACUGCGCCGGUAACAGCUACCUUGAUUCUCUUGCUUGGUACCGCAACCUUCGUGGCCUGCCCGCUACCUCACUCAUCCUGCCCAUGGUCCUUGAUGUCGGUGUCGUCGCUGAAAACUCCGAGAUCGAGGAAGCCCUCUCUCAAAAGGCUAUGUACGGUAUUGAUGAGCGUGAACUCCUACGUGGGUUUGAAACUGCUAUGCUACAGCGACCUAAAGAUGCGUCUUCAUCCGUUGGCAAUGCUCAGAUCAUCCUAGGUCUCGAGCCCAGCUAUCUUGCGAAAGCAAUUGCCGCUGUUGGAGACCCCGACGACGCAUACUGGUACCAGGACGCUCGUUUCGCGCAUCUUCGUGUUGCUGUGGAGGACAUACGACGUUUCGCCGGUAACAACUCCGAACGAGCGGGUUCCUUUGUUCAGGAGCUUGAGACAGUUCGAGCCCUUGGUAAUGUUGCUGUGCUCCACGCAAUCUCCGGUCAUAUUGUUAAAAAGCUGUCCAAUAUGCUGCUCAUUCCUGUUGAAGAAUUUGCCUUUGAGGGUAAUUCGAUUUCGGUAUACGGUAUCGACAGUAUGAUUGGUGCGGAUCUGAGAAAUUGGCUGUAUAAACUCUUUGGCCUGGAGAUCACAUUCCAGCACUUGCUCGCGCCCAGCAUGACCAUUUUGGCACUGGCAAGUGCAGUGGCGGAGAAUUUGGGGUUUCUGGAAAAGACUGAGGCCUGA
Molecule: messenger RNA, 7011 nt
Organism: Talaromyces marneffei
Lineage: Eukaryota; Fungi; Ascomycota; Eurotiomycetes; Eurotiales; Trichocomaceae
Exons: 6
Coding region: 1-7011 (2336 amino acids)
Biological process (GO): fatty acid biosynthetic process; secondary metabolite biosynthetic process
Molecular function (GO): fatty acid synthase activity; 3-oxoacyl-[acyl-carrier-protein] synthase activity
Source: RefSeq, a predicted model, not a curated record